AGGGCAGCUGGUCAAUGUAGUUUCCGACUGAGAAGCGGCGCUGGUGCUUAGGUCGCAGGGAGGCAGGCGCGCGGCGGGCAGGCCUGGAGGGGGCGGGUCCGUGCGAGCCUCAGUGCCACCCGGCGGGCCCUAGAAGCGGCGAGGGAGGUCACGGCGUGAAGGUGUAUCCGCUACAGCCGCGCCCGCUGUCUCUGCGAGUUGCAGAGGACUGUCGGGAACAACCAUGUCCUACUGCCGGCAGGAAGGGAAGGAUCAAAUAAUAUUUGUGACCAAAGAAGACCAUGAAACUCCUAGCAGUGCCGAGCUGGUGGCUGAUGACCCCAAUGAUCCCUAUGAGGAGCACGGGUUGAUACUGCCUAAUGGAGAUAUUAAUUGGAAUUGCCCAUGUCUUGGGGGAAUGGCUAGCGGCCCCUGUGGGGAACAGUUCAAAUCUGCCUUUUCCUGCUUCCACUACAGCACAGAGGAUAUC
Molecule: messenger RNA, 469 nt
Organism: Mastomys coucha (southern multimammate mouse)
Lineage: Eukaryota; Metazoa; Chordata; Mammalia; Rodentia; Muridae
Gene: Chchd4
Product: coiled-coil-helix-coiled-coil-helix domain containing 4
Exons: 3
Biological process (GO): protein import into mitochondrial intermembrane space
Cellular component (GO): mitochondrial intermembrane space
Molecular function (GO): protein-disulfide reductase activity
Source: RefSeq, a predicted model, not a curated record